AUGCCUCCCCUGCUGCAUGCUUCGAUGCUUUUCCCCACGCUGCUUUAUUGCCCUCUCUUCUCUUCCCCUCCCUUCUCCUCCCCUCCCUCCCCUCUCCUCCCUUCUCUCGCCCUCCUAUGUCCUCCCCCGUUUGCCCCUUCGCCCCCCCAAUUUCUCCUUCCUUUGUCCUCCCUCUCGCCCAAACACUCGAUUCCCUUUCAUCUGCCUCCCAUGCACCUGCGUCCCACCCCCCCGCCUCGCAUCCACCUGCCUCACGUCCACUCUUUGCACCUCCUCCUGCGCCUCUCCCCUGCAUUCUGCGUUCACCUCUCCAGUCGACCUUCUGUCCCCCCCCUUGUCCUCCUGCCAGCCCACACUUUCCUGAUCCCACCCUCCCCUCAUCGCUCUCGAACUCCCUCCCCUCUCCCCUCUCUGAACCCUCCCUCAUUUCUCCCCUCCCACCCCAACUCUCGGUCCUCCUGCACGCCACUCAUGUUCCACCCAUCCCGUGCCUCUAUACCUCCCACCAUUCCCAUAGCCCCCAAUUCCCCCAUGCCUCAAACCUUCACCAUGGGCCAACCCAUACAUACCUCCCACGUUGCUGGGUUCACCCACACCCACCCCCCCCCCCCUCCCCUCUUCGCUGCGGCCCCCUUCGUUCCCCCACUUGCGCCCCUUUACCCGCUCCCCUCCGCAGUCCCCCACGCGGGCCCCCAUCAGCCCUUCCUUGCGCCCCUGGCUCCACGCGGCGGCCCGUCACUACUGCCCCGUCUGCGCACCCUCGCACACUGGCGCGCACACCGAUUUGCACGGGCUCCUAAAGAGGCGGAGGAAUGGGCUCGCGCGUAG
Molecule: messenger RNA, 828 nt
Organism: Closterium sp. Naga37s-1
Lineage: Eukaryota; Viridiplantae; Streptophyta; Zygnematophyceae; Desmidiales; Closteriaceae
Source: the annotation of a GenBank genome assembly